AUGACGGAUCAUUUUGAAGCAGAAGAGAACUUGCAGAGAGCUCUUUCAGCUACCCAAGAUGUAGCUGUCUCUUCUCAUGAAUCACAGCACUCACAUGAUUCGGAUGACCACUCAGAGGUCUUGCAUGAGCCUAUCCAAGAACGUUAUGAGAAUCCAUCAUAUUCUCGCUUUCGAAGGGUCGCAUCGAAGACCAUCAUCUCGUUUGGACCCAAUGACCCAGACAAUCCUGUCAAUUGGAAAAAUAGCCGUAAGCUUCUUGUUCUCGCUGCUGGUGUGAUGCAGGUCAUGAACAGUACUAUCGCUUCUUCAAUCUGCAGCAAUGCAAUCCCAGAAAUUGCAGCUGAGUUCAAUAUCACAAAUCAGGAAGCUUUAGUCUUGCCUAUCUCCAUCUUUCUUAUCGGUUAUAUCCUAGGCCCCCUGCUAUGGGGUCCUAGCUCAGAGUACUUCGGACGCAGACGUCCUCUACUCAUCGCAUACUGCGGUUUCAUGAUUUUCAUGCUUGCGUGUGCGGUAGCGGACUCAUAUGUAUCCUUGCUUGUGUUUAGACUCCUGAAUGGAAUGAUGGCAUCUUCACCAAUCGCUACUGUCGGUGGAUUAUUUGCCGAUGUGCAUGACAACCCAACUAAGAGAGGUCGUCUGAUGGCAUACUACAUGGCUUGCACUACAUUUGGUCCAAUUGUUGGCCCCUGGGUCUCAGGCUUUGUCGCAGUUGUGAGCUGGCGCUGGUGUUUCUGGAUUGGACUCAUCUGCUCUGGUGCCUCAUUCCCUCUCGUUAUUUUCAUGCCGGAGACAUAUGCACCAGUGAUCUUGAAAAGACGAGCGCAGAAACUGCGAAAGGAAACUGGAAAUUCUAGCAUCGUCUCCCCACUGGAAGUAGACAGUCGAGACAUUCGCCAAAUGUUCCUUAUCACUAUCUCACGCCCAUUCCGCAUGAUAAUUCACGAAUCAAUUGUGUCGCUGACGUCUCUUUAUCUCGCCCUUGCAUAUGCAAUCUUCUACCUUUACUUCGAGGCAUAUCCAAUCAUUUUUCAAGAUCUAUAUGGUAUGAGUGCUGGUGUAUCCGGGCUAAUGUUUUUACCCAUUGGUUUUGGAGCUGUCCUAGCCUGCUUCGUAUUCAUAUGGUACGAUGGAUAUCUAGCCCGCGCAAAGGCUCGCAAUGCACCCUGGGCAGCAAUUGAAGAAUACCGUCGACUUCCUCUUGCCUGUAUCGGCGGCCCUUUAUACGUCAUUUCCUUAUUCUGGGUCGGUUGGACGGCCUCUCUCGAUAUUCCUUGGGUCGUCCCCUUCCUCUCAGGAAUCCCCUUCGGAAUGGGCUACCUGUUGAUCUUCAUGGCGAUGCUCAACUAUCUCACCGACGCAUACGAGACUCUAUCCGCGAGCGCACAAUCAGCUGCCAGCUGUACACGAAGUAUCCUAGGCGCAGUGUUACCUCUUGCUACAAAGCCCAUGUUCAAUCGAUUGGGCAUUCAUUGGGCUUGUAGUCUUAUCGCCUUUCUCAGUCUGGGUGUUUCCAUCAUCCCAUUUGCGUUUAUCCAGUAUGGAGAUCGGAUUCGAGCAAAUAGCAAGUUCUGUCAAGAGUUAAAGCGCAUCAAGGAAAUUGAGCGCAUGGAACUUGAGCGAGAAGAAAAUGCAUUCGAACAAACUGGUGAUUUGGAAAAGGUUCCUACGACUCAUACUGGUCCGAUUACCAGAGUCGAUACGGCUCGCAGUCAUGCUGCCUCGAUUAUAUGCUGA
Molecule: messenger RNA, 1734 nt
Organism: Penicillium malachiteum
Lineage: Eukaryota; Fungi; Ascomycota; Eurotiomycetes; Eurotiales; Aspergillaceae
Product: MFS transporter
Exons: 6
Coding region: 1-1734 (577 amino acids)
Biological process (GO): transmembrane transport
Molecular function (GO): transmembrane transporter activity
Source: RefSeq, a predicted model, not a curated record